AUGGAUUCGGACACGCACACCGAGCCCAUGAAGAUAGGCGCGCCCAAUGGCCUGCACUAUCCCAUCACCGUCACCGACAUUGCCAAGCAGCAGGGCGACGACGUCGCCCGCUUCCAACCGCUCUUCCACUACUCGUUCGAGAGCCUCCGGGAAGAGACGAACAAAUGGGGCGACACCAAAGAAGUUCUGCAUAAAUUCUUCGCCAGCUUCGAGGCUCCGGUAGACGGUCAGAUUGAGACAUGGCACAUCAAGAAGGAUCAGGUGGUAUCCAGACCAGGCACCCUCCUGCUUGAGAUUACAGAGCCAUGCACCCACGAAGAGCAGUUCGGAGGCUUGUGCACCAUGUGCGGCAAGGACAUGACCGAGGUCAACUACCUGACCGAGAAGCUCGACAUCACCCGCGCAACCGUCAACAUGACGCACGACAACACUGCACUGCUUGUCAGCCACAAGGAAGCUAGGAAGGCCGAAGAAGCUGCAAAAACGCGCCUGCUCGAAGCGAAGAAGCUGACCCUGAUUGUCGAUCUCGACCAGACCGUCAUCCACACAACCUGCGAGCGCACAAUCGCCGAGUGGAAGGACGACCCGACGAAUCCGAACUACAAGUUUGUCAAAGAUGUCGAGGGCUUCCAGCUGGCCGACGACAACGUUGCCCACAUUGCCGCGAACUGGUACUACGUCAAGAAACGCCCAGGGCUAAAGGACUUCUUUGAUAACAUGUCUCAGCUGUACGAGAUGCAUAUCUAUACAAUGGCAACCCGCGCUUAUGCGCAGGCUGUGGCCAAGAUAAUCGAUCCGGACCGCAAAUACUUUGGCGAUCGCAUCUUGAGCCGCGACGAGAACGGUACAGACAAGGCCAAGAGUUUGCAUCGGUUGUUCCCAAAUAACCCUGGCAUGGUGGUCAUCAUCGACGACAGAGCGGAUGUUUGGAAUUACAGCCCUUAUCUAGUCCGCGUUCCGGUGUUCAACUUCUUCCCCGGUGCGGGUGACAUCAAUGCUAGCUUCUUGCCCAAGCAGCUAGAGGUACCUGCUCCUGCGACCGCUCCUGCGACCACUCCCAAAGACAGGGUCGAAAAUAAAGCCAGAGUUGAUUCUGAAGGGAUUCCUUUUUCUGUUGCCGGGAAACCCCUCCCACCUAAACCUGUGAAUUCAGAUUCGGGAGACACAACAAACGGGGUCGAAAAUGAUCUGGAAGAGCGAAUGAUCGCUAUGGGCGCUGGAGAAAGUCAAGAAGCUCUCGAAGAGCGUGUGAGAGAACAAGAGAAAAUCAUUGUUGCUCAACAAACUGAGCGACCCUUAUUGCAACAACAGCUUACGCUUGAGAAAGAAGAUGACGAGGAGGAAGCCGCGAGAUCCGACAUUCCCGAGCAUAGCGAGAUACAGUCCACUGAACACCACAAACACCACCGUGCUAUAUUAAACAAUAGCGACGAUGGCUUGGAAGUCGUUGAAAAGAACUUGCGGCGCGUGUAUGAGGCAUUCUAUGAUGAAUACCAGAGGUCAAUAGUGAAGCCUAGAGGUAGUCGCGUUGCCGAGCUCAAGGGGGAGAAAAGCCCCAGGAAACCGCGUCUCGAGGGGAUGGUGCCUGACAUCGCCUACAUUAUGCCACGCAUCAAAAGUGAGACUCUUGCUACAUGCGUCAUUGUAUUCUCCGGCAUAAUACCGCUAGGCAUGGAUGUUGAAACCUCCGACUUCGCGCUGUGGGUCAAGAGUUUCGGUGCGCAGAUAGCUCUCAACGUUGACAAACGAACGACACAUGUCAUCGCGAACCCAGACCGGAAGACAUCGAAAGUGAAAAAGGCAGCGCGGAUCCUUCACGAUGGAGGCAACAUACAGAUUGUGACAAUCCAAUGGAUGACCGAAUGCUGUACCCGAUGGGAACACGUUGAGGAAGAGGCCUACUACAUCGAUGUGGAUGAUGAGCGUGGGACCCCAGCGCCUGCAGAAGAGCUGGAAGAGGAAGAAAGCAUCAAUGGGACCGACGAAGAUGAUGCCAAGUCGCCAUUAUCUAUAUUCGACAUGCCCAAUGACGACUGGGACGCAAUACAAGCGGAGAUCGAGGAGUUCGAGAAUGAAUCGGACUCCGAAGGUUCUCGGGCCUCCGACUCAGAAAGCGUACAUUCCACAAACAGCGCAAACACAGAGGCCAACGGUACCAAAGCCGUCCGGCGGAAGAGGAAGAGGGGCACGGAGUCUGAUGCUGAGUUGGAGGCAGGGGACAGCGAUUCUAGCGUCAACAGUACGUCCAGGUUGCAGAAACGAAAAAGGCGCACCAUGGAACGAGUCACGUCGCUGACGAAUGUGGUCAACGCAGACAAAGAGUCUUCGGGCCUGCCUAGUCCCGAGACGACGGGACCUGAAGAAGACCAAGGUGAUGAAUUUGAUCCCCAGGGCGGAGGUACGGACCUCGCCGGGGACAAUGACCAAGAUCUGGAAGAUGAUAUGUUGGCUCAGUUCAACGCUGGAUUUGAGGACGACUAG
This is a messenger RNA of Didymosphaeria variabile, 2481 nucleotides long. It is a transcript of the gene fcp1, whose product is annotated as CTD phosphatase Fcp1. Gene Ontology annotation, molecular function: RNA polymerase II CTD heptapeptide repeat phosphatase activity. Bases 1 to 2481 code for a protein of 826 amino acids. Gene Ontology annotation, cellular component: nucleus. The record is from RefSeq and is a predicted model, not a curated record. Lineage: Eukaryota; Fungi; Ascomycota; Dothideomycetes; Pleosporales; Didymosphaeriaceae. The transcript has 3 exons.